This is a messenger RNA of Salvia splendens (bonfire salvia), 354 nucleotides long. RefSeq lists its product as uncharacterized. The record is from RefSeq and is a predicted model, not a curated record. Lineage: Eukaryota; Viridiplantae; Streptophyta; Magnoliopsida; Lamiales; Lamiaceae. Bases 1 to 354 code for a protein of 117 amino acids. The transcript has a single exon.
AUGUUGUUCAUUCAAUCGCACUUUGCUACGACGAGGAGCGGGGCGAGCAAGAGCUUGACGGAGCUGGAGGUGGAGGAGCUGAAGGGGUUUAUUGAUCUAAGGUUUGUGUUUUCGGAUGAGGAUCGGGAUUCCAAUUCGAGAUUGGCGUCGAUCAUUCCCGGGCUGAUGGGGAAGAGGGGGAGUGAAACGACCCCGUCGCGGCCGUAUCUGUCGGAGGCGUGGGAGAGGAUGGAGGAGGAGGAGAGGAGGAGGAAUUUGGUGAUGGAGUGUAGGAUUCUGGCUUUCGGUAACGAGAUGGAGCUCAAGGAUCAUCUCAGAUUCUGGGCUCAUUCUGUUGCUUCUACUGUUAGAUGA